UAGACCCGGCCUGAAAUGACAGAAUCCAGUGCGGCAGAAGCGGGACGCAGGGCCGGCAAAAAGCUUGUGGCGAAGGGGGGCAAAAAAAAGAAGCAGGUUCUGAAGUUCACCCUUGAUUGCACCCACCCUGUAGAAGAUGGAAUCAUGGACGCUGCCAAUUUCGAGCAGUUUCUCCAAGAGAGAAUCAAAGUGAAUGGAAAAGCUGGGAAUCUUGGUGGAGGGGUUGUGACCAUCGAAAGGAGCAAAAGCAAGAUCACUGUAACAUCUGAGGUGCCUUUUUCCAAAAGGUAUUUGAAAUAUCUCACCAAAAAGUAUUUGAAGAAGAAUAAUCUACGUGACUGGUUGCGCGUAGUCGCUAACAGCAAAGAGAGUUAUGAAUUACGUUACUUCCAGAUUAACCAGGAUGAAGAGGAGGAGGAAGAUGAGGAUUAAAACUCUUUUAUCUGGAAUAUUUUGUAUGAGUUCUUGAAAUAAAACUUGGGAACCAAAAUGGUGGUUUAUCCGUGUAUCUCUGCAGUGUGGCUCAAACAGAAAAUGGGAACCAUGGCAGAUGGGCUUCGUGGGGCUGCCACUGGCUUGUUUGUAAUUACCUUUUCUUUUCUGCUUGGAAAUUUCAUUUCUCACAAUAGUAACCAAAGUAGGAGGAGAGAAGGCUGUUAGGUCCUCACUGAGGAGCGUCCAGUGCUCAGCAAUCGAUUGAGGGUGUGGAGAUUCGAGCUUCACUUGGUCUCUCUUUUUUAUUUUUUCAAAGUAUUAAUUGUAUUUGGUUCUUUCUCAAAGGAAGAUUGAGGUGUGGGGUUCCUCAUGCAUUAAAGCAAACCGGUGGUAUUGUUCUAAGAUUGCCUUGUGGAAAUGGCAGUGUCAACGACAUGCAGGUUUCUAGGCUUCGUCUUCAUUUUAAAUUACAAAUUACUUUUGACGCUCACAACUAUGUAUGCUAAUCCUUUUUCUUCCAAUGCCAAUAAAAUGUGAUCCUUUAGCAUUGUUAUGGUCUACCCUUCACAGAAGAGUUUGGAGAGCAAUUGUAAAAGUCUAAAUUAAGUGUACAAAAAUGAAUUUGUAAAUAAUUAUUUCUACAAGUUUUUGCAAUAGACUGUCACGCUGGCCUCCAGCAGAGGGAGCUGGAGACAUCAGUGGAGAUUCCAGAUGUGACAAUCUGCGAGUCCCCAUUGGGGAGAGCCCCUUGAUACCCAGGGCUCUGGAGGCUUUCCUGAGUGGGGCUUGAGAAGCCACUGGGAAGUAGUUCUUGCUGAGGAUUUGGGAAUUGCUCAGGAAAUAGUUGCUUCUGCACCACUUAAGGCCACUACUGGACUUCAUGUCAAGAAAGUCCUACUGACACUGGGUGGCAUAGUUUAGUGAUAGAACUCUUGAUUGACAUGCAUAAAGCCCUGGGUUCCAUCCCCAGUACCACACAGAAACUGAAGUGGUGUGUCUGCAGGGUACUGGUGCAGAGAACCAGGCUUCAGCUUGGGAUUUUUGGUCAAUGUGUGCAGAGGCUAGAGGGCUGACAGUGGGGAGGGUUUGAGUGGCCACAUCAUUGUCCAUUGACUUUGAAAGAGCCCCUGGUAACAGUGCAACCUUCUGAAUCCAAACAAUUUUGCAAAAGUGUCUGCCUUGUUUUAUAAUUAUGCUGUAUAAAAAUUCAUAUUUUAAAGUGCUGGCCUCCAACUGAUAUCUGUACCUGAGAUGACUGCUCUGUGAGCUGCAUAGCUGGAAAUUAAUGUCCAGGUCCCACCAUGGCUCAAUUUAACAUUUGGUACUUCCUGGAUUGAGCUUAACAUGGAGGUUUUGCAAUUUCACUUGUGGCAAGGGCUCUAGCAUUUUCUAUUUCUAUGCAAAUUUCUUAAGGCAGAAUUGUUUGCAUAUUUCUCCUCUGCCCUCACAGAAGGUAGGAUUUCUUUGAAACCUAACUGAGGCAUCAGUUGCUCUUUGGCUGUGUUCCUUACCAUGAUUCAACUUUAUAAGUGUCACUGGGGUUUGCAAAUUCGUUGUUGCAUAGGUGUUCCAUGUAGUGAUUAAAUUUUAGUUUGGCUGUUAAAAUUAAUCCUGGACUAAAAUUAGCAUGUUUUUUUUUAAAUGGUCCUCUGCAAUUUAAAAUGUAAUAAACUGAAACUCACUGGUUUUUCUAUGCCUUUUUGAACUCUUGUAAUUGAGUUUGAUUACAUUUUAUAUUAAAGAGGCUAACACAUGGCUACUA
Sciurus carolinensis (gray squirrel) is the source of this 2197-nucleotide messenger RNA. It is a transcript of the gene Rpl22, whose product is annotated as ribosomal protein L22. Gene Ontology annotation, molecular function: structural constituent of ribosome; RNA binding. The transcript has 4 exons. Lineage: Eukaryota; Metazoa; Chordata; Mammalia; Rodentia; Sciuridae. The record is from RefSeq and is a predicted model, not a curated record. Gene Ontology annotation, biological process: cytoplasmic translation. Gene Ontology annotation, cellular component: ribosome. The coding region runs from base 16 to 432 and encodes 138 amino acids.